Anopheles funestus (African malaria mosquito) is the source of this 2951-nucleotide messenger RNA. It is a transcript of the gene Naa60, whose product is annotated as N-alpha-acetyltransferase 60. Lineage: Eukaryota; Metazoa; Arthropoda; Insecta; Diptera; Culicidae. Gene Ontology annotation, cellular component: Golgi membrane. Gene Ontology annotation, molecular function: histone acetyltransferase activity; protein-N-terminal amino-acid acetyltransferase activity. Bases 713 to 1522 code for a protein of 269 amino acids. The transcript has 5 exons. The record is from RefSeq and is a predicted model, not a curated record. Gene Ontology annotation, biological process: N-terminal peptidyl-methionine acetylation.
ACAUUGAAUUUGUUUCGCGAUAAUAGAUUAGAUCACGUUUAUGCAGGUAUAUCCGCGGUCUAAUGAUUAUGUGCGAUAACGCGAAACCAUAUGAAUCUUGAAAUCCCCAGCCGAACACCUGUUCUUCGUUGCAUUUCACCAUCAGAUGACGUCAUCGUGAUUUGUGUACAUAAAUCAAACUAGAGAAACAGAGAGACAAACAACAUCACAUCAAGUUGUGCAUCACCCGAUAUGGACAGUCUACGGCGGGCUGCAAAAAUCCAAAACAAGGUCAACUGUCAAGCCACUCUCACUGUAUAGAAUCGAAAUUUAAUUGAUUUUGAUUAACUGCUCAACCGCAGCAUAGUUUUAUUGGCCGCGAAGGACUCCAAAUCUUGUGCUGCAUCGAACAACGUUCCCAUUGAAACGGUGGAUUGCGAGUAUAACGAACAGGAAACCGUUGAUAUCUGCUGUGCAUCAAUAGUAAAAAAAUAUGUCAUCAGCAUCAAGAAGAUUGUGAUUGUGCUGCGAGACGACGGUGUGUGAGAUAAUAAAUAGUGUUACGAUGGGCACUCGAAAACGUCUGGCUGAAUGUAGGUGCAUACGAUACCAUAGGAAAUGUGCUAACGGUAGCGCAGCGUGAGUUCAAAGAGUUUCCAAGUGCGUGCAAAAGCUUCCGCCAUAGAACGGUGUGCAAAACGACAAGACGUGUUCGGCCACAGCAACUGCUUCGAUGGCUCAAUCAUUUACUUGGUUUCCAGUGAACCACCUUGGCAGCACAAAAAACAACGAGCGUCUUCAUAACUCAUACGAAUAUCCGUCGGUACCACUGUGUUCAGCGAACGAUGUGCAGCUACGCUUUCUCUGCCCGGACGAUCUCGAGGAGGUACGGACCUUGUGUCAGGAUUGGUUCCCCAUCGAUUAUCCUCUUUCGUGGUACGUGGACAUUACGUCCAGUACGCGCUUUUUCGCGCUGGCAGCCAUUUACAACUUCAGCAUCAUUGGGCUAAUCGUGGCGGAGAUCAAAUCGUACAGCAAGCUUAACAAAGAGUGCGCUUUGUUCCGUCCACAGGAUCGGGGCAUUCUUCCGGAAUCGAUGGGUCGGGAUGCAGAGAUUGGGUACAUUUUGUCGUUGGGAGUACAUCGAAAGUACCGCCAAAACGGUAUUGGUUCGCUGUUGCUCGAUUCCCUAAUCAACCACCUAACGACUGCGGAGCGGCACAAAGUGAAGGCAAUAUUUCUGCACGUACUAACCACGAAUCGUACCGCCAUACUUUUCUACGAACGAAGAGGGUUUGUCCUUCAUUCCUUUUUGCCUUACUACUACUCGAUACGCGGUAAAUGCAAAGAUGGUUUCACCUACGUGUCCUACAUUAAUGGGGGCCAUUCGCCAUGGAGUUUAUACGAUUAUUUGAAGUACUGGUGCUCGCAAAUUCUAACUGCCGGUGGACUUUGUCCGUGGAUCUGCGGUCGUAUGCGGACGGCGUUUCGAUGGGUAUGCUACCGUACGGUCGGACGAUUUAACCUGCAGCAGGAUGAAUAGAUCAACGGACGAUGCCUGAGUGGCCACUACAAGCAAACAGUUAACGUUUCAUUUCCGGGUCGAGUAGAUUUUGUACCAGCACCAUGCUUCCAUCGUUCAUCGUUUUGUCGGUCGUCGCACGUGCGAUUAUUACCCUUGGAAUUCGUUUAGUAAACCUUUUUUUAAAUAUGCAAUCCUCAACAACCACACCAAUGCUGGAUCGCGUACGUAUCAUGCGUAUCGGUGAUCGAUUUAACCAAGCGUUCAUCCACUAGAAAGCGCGCUUAACAUGCUUUAGCUUUCCAACUUUGCCAUCCUGUUUCGAUUAGGUUAAUUUGUUACGCUCAGGAUAUAUUUUAUAUGCGUUUGUUUUUGUUGCGAUUAAGCAAACGAAACGCACCGAUGAUGGUCUCUUUGUCAUAUCAGUAAUCAGUAAGCAUUUUAUUUGUGAUAUUACAUUCUUCAUCAGCUGGCCGAAUGAUUCCGCUAAAGGAGACAACUAGUGUGUAGGGACGAUAGUGAACAAAAAAGAAACAUAUUUUGUAACAGCUGUACAUAAAAAAACGCAAAACGACCAACAAAUUGUCACAAAUCGUGGAAAGACAUACAAAACGGCUAAGUCACCUAUGUCAAGAGGCGCAUGAGGGGAAAGGAAAAUAAUGGAAAGUAAUAUAAAACAAAACAAAAAACGUUAUAGAUAUUUUACACAUGCAUAUUACUAUAUAAAAGCAUAUUGAGUGGAUAGUAUAGGGCACAGAAUCGCACAUGGUUUUUAAGCUAUUCAAAUGUUUUCACGUGUGGUUUUUGAAUGAUUUUUUGGUAAUAUAAAUUACGCGCACUAAAGGAAAGGACAAAGACAAUUAGUUGUGCAUGCUUGCAUAUAUAGCGAAAGUUACACGUUAAUUACAGAAGUUCGUUUGUUGAGUUUAUUUUUUAAACAAUUUACACAUUUUUGAUGUUUUAUAACUCUCCUUCAAAUGAUCCAUUAAUGGAGCUGGAUGUUGAUCGAUGACAAACACCGUGAAAGUGGCUUUUUUUUUAAAUUAACUAAUGCGUUGAAUUGUGAAAUGGUGGUAGGAUUCAUCGAUGGUCCUUUGAGAUGCAUUAAGAGACAGAUGUUUAAAAUUUUAAAAGAAAAAAAGCCAUAAUAAUGUUUGCUGCGGCCUUCCAAAUGCGAGCCUCUUUAGUGAAACCUUUCACGAACUAAAAAGACAACUUGACCACGGACACAACACAAACGAAACCGGGCGCAGAUAUGUAUAUGCAUGUGUGUUAACAUCUAAGAUGAUAUUUAUUAAACCUAAGCAAAACGAGCAACAUAAAAACAAACGAGACAUCCUCUGUGGGGGACUGUGAAAGACAAAGGCAGACAGUUUGUGUAUGGUCAACAGGAACUGUUUAGUUUUCAAGUUAUGCCAAAAAUAUAGUAUAAUUAAGAUGUAAUACACAA